This is a messenger RNA of Asparagus officinalis (garden asparagus), 1416 nucleotides long. RefSeq names its product zinc finger MYM-type protein 1-like. NCBI's taxonomy places the organism in Eukaryota, Viridiplantae, Streptophyta, Magnoliopsida, Asparagales, Asparagaceae. The coding region runs from base 1 to 1416 and encodes 471 amino acids. The transcript has a single exon. The record is from RefSeq and is a predicted model, not a curated record. Gene Ontology annotation, molecular function: protein dimerization activity.
AUGCGUGAAUAUUUCAACAAGCCCAAUAAAGAUGGAGGAGUUCUUUUUAGGAUUUUUAAAGGUGGAGAUACAUCAGGACGAGGACUUUUUGAAGAACUUGUAAAUAUUUUGCAAGAGCUUAAACUUGAUAUUGGUGAUGUAAGAGGACAAGGGUAUGAUAAUGGUUCUAAUAUGAAAGGAAAACAUAAAGGUGUACAAAGAAGAUUAUUAGAGAUAAAUCCUAGAGCAUUCUACACACCUUGUGGUUGUCAUAGUCUUAACCUUGCACUUUGUGAUAUGGUAAACUCUUGUUCGCAAGCUUCAUCUUUUUUCGGAGUGGUGCAGCGCAUAUAUUCAUUGUUUGCAUCUUCUACAAAACGGUGGAAAGUUAUUACAGAUAAUGUUAAAUGUUUCACACUUAAGCCAUCAUCACAAAUUCGUUGGGAAGAUCAAGUUGAAAGUGUUAAAGCAAUAAGAUUCCAAGCUCCAGAUAUAAGAGAUGCUUUGAUUUACUUAGCAAGUUCUAGUGAAGAUCCCAAGACAAAAAGUGAUGCUGAGUGCUUAGCAACAUAUGAAAUUGAGAAUUUUGAGUUCUUACUUGGUAUGGUUAUUUGGUUUGAUAUUUUGAAUGCUAUUAACAAAAUAAGUAAAAUCAUGCAAUUAGAGGAUAUACAGAUUGAUGUUGCUAUAGACCUUUUAAGAGGGCUCAUUUCUUUUUUUGAAAGCUACAGAGAAAAUGGAUUUGAAGCAGCUAUGGUUGAGGCUAAAGAAAUUGCAGUUAGAAUGAAAGUUGAACCCAUUUUUCGUGAACGUCGCAUCAUUCGUAGAAAGAAACAUUUUGAUGAAAAUGCUAGUAAAGAGAUGGCAAUGACAGCUGAAGAAUCCUUUAGAGUCAAUUACUUCAUAUAUAUCGUUGAUCAAGCUCUUUCUUCACUCAAGAGUAGAUUUGAACAGUUUCAACAGUAUGAUGAAUCUUUUGGUUUCUUGUUUAAUUUGGAGAGGUUGAAGUCUGCAGAUAAUGAUAGUUUGAAGUGUUCAUGUCUUAACCUUGAAGAUCUCCUAAAGCAUGACAAAAAUUUUGAUAUUAAUGGGACAAAAUUAUUUUCAGAACUCCAAAUCUUAAGAGAAGCAUUACCAAGAGGAACAAAAAAAGCAAUUGAAGUAUUGAAUUUUAUGGAAAGGCUAAAUUGUUGUUUUCCAAAUGCUUGGAUUGCUUAUAGAGUAUUAUUGACAAUACCAGUUACAGUUGCAUCGGCCGAGAGAAGCUUUUCAAAGUUGAAGCUCAUCAAAUCUUAUCUACGGUCAACAAUGUCACAAGAGAGAUUGAAUGGAUUGGCUAUGAUAUCUAUCGAAAAAAAUUUAUUGGAGAAGCUUGAUUGGAACAUUUUAAUUGAUAAUUUUACAGCUCAAAAUGCAAGGCGAUCCCAUUUAAUGUAG